Bombus pascuorum is the source of this 591-nucleotide messenger RNA. Its product is annotated as probable cytochrome P450 6a23. The record is from RefSeq and is a predicted model, not a curated record. Lineage: Eukaryota; Metazoa; Arthropoda; Insecta; Hymenoptera; Apidae. Gene Ontology annotation, molecular function: iron ion binding; oxidoreductase activity, acting on paired donors, with incorporation or reduction of molecular oxygen; monooxygenase activity. The transcript has 4 exons. Bases 1 to 591 code for a protein of 196 amino acids.
AUGGCGAAAAAUACAUAUAUCAAACUAACCGACUCCUUAAUUGCCGCGCAAGCGUUUGUCUUUUUCGUUGCUGGAUUUGAAACGUCUUCGUCGACGAUAUCGCAUACUCUCUAUGAAUUAGCACAAAAUCAGGAAAUGCAAGAUAAAUUACGGCAAGAAAUUAGAGAUGCGUACAACAAAGAUGGUGGAACUCUGACGUACGAAGGUAUCAAAGGAAUGAAAUAUUUGGACAAAGUGUUUAAAGAGACACUAAGGAAGUAUCCAAUACUGACGAUAUUAAACAGGCAAGCAAUGGAGAAUUAUACGUUUAAAGGCACAAAACUCACCAUACCAAAAGGAACAAUAGUAUGGAUACCAAUAUAUGGUAUACAACACGAUCCAAAUAUUUAUUCAGAUCCUGAGAAAUUUGAUCCGGAAAGAUUUAACGAGGAUGCUGUUGCUGCCAGACAUCCUAUGAGCUAUCUAUCCUUUGGCGAUGGCCCGCGAAACUGCAUUGGUGCCCGAUUCGCCCAAUAUCAAAGCAAGGUCGGUGUUGCAACGAUUCUGCUCAAUUACAAAGUCAAUGUUUCAAGUCAAAGUCAAAGUGGGUAG